Molecule: messenger RNA, 728 nt
Organism: Rubroshorea leprosula
Lineage: Eukaryota; Viridiplantae; Streptophyta; Magnoliopsida; Malvales; Dipterocarpaceae
Source: the annotation of a GenBank genome assembly
GUUUAUUUUUCAUAUUCUGUCAGAACCUCCUGAUAUUAUAAACUGGUUUGGAAGCUAUGUAUAUGAGUCUCCUGUGUUGGACACAAGUGAUGAUUUCAAGAGCUUAGCUAACCACAAAGAGGAUGUGAGAAAGAUGCAUUUGUCAUCAGAGACAGCUUCAAAGAAAAAGUUGAAAAUGCAAGUAAACUUCAAGAAACUAAAAGCUGUCAAGAAUAGGAUGCCUCUGGAAUUAAAUACUCAAGUGGGUUGGUUAAAUCCAAUAGCUCUUUUUGGGAUAGAAAAAAUGACGAUCUAUCCCUAUGUAAGAUCUUGGACGCUUAUAAUUCAUCAUCUUGCCUUUCUGUUGCAGCUUAGGCAAUAUUCAAGCGACAAACUUCUCAGUGGCUGGAACUAGAUACUUUCUACAUCUUGUUCACUUGCAGCAAGAAGACAUUGGGAGAAUGCAAGGGCAGAACUGUGGCGUGAAAAGCUGAGCUAAUUGAGGAGAUUGAGCAGAAGGUAGGAGGGCUCCGAGGACUUGAGGAAGCCGGUCGGAAGUAGAAACUUAUUUAGUCAAAUGCAUAUAUAUGCACUUUACUCAAACAUCACUGUAUCUAGUUCUUCAGCCUAGUUUCCAUAUGGUAGGGAAAAACGAAGCUGCGAAAAUAUUUUACAGCAAAUUAUGUUACAUGUUUUUAUUCUUUUUUUCCUAAUAUUUUACAUGCUUUAAAUGAACAUUUUUUCAAAUA